This is a messenger RNA of Lytechinus variegatus (green sea urchin), 5985 nucleotides long. Its product is annotated as aminopeptidase N-like. Bases 182 to 3250 code for a protein of 1022 amino acids. The transcript has 19 exons. Gene Ontology annotation, molecular function: zinc ion binding; peptide binding; metalloaminopeptidase activity. Gene Ontology annotation, cellular component: cytoplasm. NCBI's taxonomy places the organism in Eukaryota, Metazoa, Echinodermata, Echinoidea, Temnopleuroida, Toxopneustidae. The record is from RefSeq and is a predicted model, not a curated record. Gene Ontology annotation, biological process: peptide catabolic process; proteolysis.
AUCAGUAGUGUAUUCGCAGAUAUCCACAGUACAUUGUGAAAGGUGACUGCGGGAGGAGAAGGUUGUUUAUAGACUAUGUUCAGGAGGUAAAUAAUCACAGGAUAUACGGAGACUACCAGCAUACUAACAAGUAUAUAUUUUUUUACUUCUAAAAAGUAAAAGGAUUCUUUUUGUUCCAAGCAUGGCUGGUUCAGCGACGCAACCCACUGAAAACAGCAUGGCGAUGGAUGGAAAGUUUGAGAUUGACGAAGAAGGAGGCCCCAAGAAGUCGAGCGGUUACUACUGCACGACAGGUCAGCUCCUCUUUCUCGCCAUAGUCGGUGCUGGUAUCAUUGCCGGUGUGGGAUGUAUGGCUUACUACCUACCCGACCGUUCCUGUGAGCUACCUCCCACCGAGGAACCCGGGAAGGUCACGGAACCUCAGGUACAACCCACGGAACCUAGGGUGACGGAACCACCGGUGACGGAGCCACAUGCGACGGAACCGCGCGCCACCACGCAUAUGAUGUCACCAACUCCGACCGAUGGAAUAUGGGACGGUCGUCUUCCCCGUGACCUCAUACCAGAAAAUUAUCAACUUUACCUCAAACCCUACCUGUAUGACGAGGACCUUCGGCCAAAUACGGACGACCGGAGGUUCACUUUCGACGGUAGGGUAAAGAUCGUGAUGGAAUGUAAAAUGGAUACUGACGUCAUCACCCUCCACAUCAACAACAUCACCAUCAGAUCGCACAGCCUCGAGUCGAAGAACGGAGACAUGAUCGACGUCACACACGUUAGCUACACACCAGAGUACCAGUUUGUCCACUUCCACCCCGCUACGAUGUUGAAGGAGGGAACGGGCUAUGUACUGGAGAUCGAGUACCUAGGAGAACUGUGGGACGGUCUGGCUGGUUUCUACCGUAGCAGCUACACGGAAGGAAACGAAACUAGAUGGCUCGCCACAACCCAGAUGCAGCCUACCGAUGCCCGCCGAGCCCUUCCAUGCUUCGAUGAACCCGAUCUUAGAGCUAUCUUCUACACCGAGAUCGAACAUCGUAAAGACAUGGUCGCCCUCUCUAACGGCAUCGAGGAAGGCGAGAGGGACGGUAGCAAUACUGGCUGGAUGAUCACCAACUACAGGGCCACUCCCAAAAUGUCCACUUAUCUUCUUGCUUUCGUCGUCGGCUACUUUGACAAGACAGAAAUGUAUACUGAAAAUGACGUCCGUUUCCGAGUAUGGUCACGACCAGAGGCGGUCGAGUCGACAAGAUACGCUUUGGAUAUUGGAGCUAAUAUCACCACAUACUUUGAGAAAUAUUUUGAUACACCUUUCCCUCUUUCAAAGCAAGAUAUGAUUGCCGUACCCGAUUUUUCAGCUGGAGCUAUGGAGAAUUGGGGUCUUAUCAUUUACCGUGAAACCGCUCUUCUCUACGAUGACAAGGUCAACUCAGCAAGCAACAAGCAACGUGUUGCCGUUGUGGUGUCCCACGAACUCGCUCACCAGUGGUUUGGUAAUCUCGUCACCCCUAUAUGGUGGGAUGAUCUUUGGCUCAAUGAAGGAUUUGCAAGCUAUGUUGAAUACCUUGGUGUUGAUUACGUGGAACCAGAUUGGGGAAUGAGAGAACAAUUCGUCGUUGUGGAUCUGCAGUCGGUAUUCGAACCAGACUCUCUUGGUACGUCACAUCCGGUCAGAGUACCUGUUAACUCACCAGAUGAAAUCAAUGAAAUUUUUGAUUCUAUUUCAUACAGCAAGGGAGCUUCAAUUAUCCGUAUGUUGAAUAAUUUCUUGGGUGAGGAGGUUUUUGUUGAUGGUCUAAGCUACUACCUCAAUAGUCAUAAAGAGAGUAAUGCUGAUUCUGAUGAUCUAUGGUUUGCUCUCAAAGAGGCAGAUGUAGGUAAGGGUAACAACGACGUCAAGGCCAUCAUGGAUACCUGGACAUUACAGAUGGGUUACCCCGUCGUCGAUCUCCGCCGCCACGGCGCUAACCAACUCAAUGCUUCACAAGAACAUUUCCUCGUCAAUCCAGAAGCCGGAGUCGAUGACAAAUAUAUCGACCUCGGAUAUUUGUGGUAUGUAUACCUGACCUACACGCAGAAAACAGGAGCCGAUUUCACCACACCUCAUUAUACGUGGAUUGAGAAAGAACCUUGGGCCCUUGUCAAUCUCUCUUCAAGCAUGGCUGCUGAUGACUGGUAUCUGGCUAACAUCCAACAAUUUGGUUUUUAUCGAGUAAAUUAUGAUAAUGAAAACUGGGCUCGUCUAAGUCAACAGUUGGUACAGAAUCACACGGUGCUCCCGAACGAGAACCGCGCCCAACUGAUCAACGACGCCUUUAGUUUAGCUAGGGUGGGGCGUGUGGAUUACCCCAUCGCUCUUAAUAUAACCCUCUAUAUGGAUAAAGAAAUGGAUUAUAUCCCUUGGGAAGCAGCACUUGGUGUUAUAUCCUACAUUACAGAUAUGUUUAGCAGGUACUCCGGCUACGGACCUUUGGAGAGGUACAUGCGCAAACAAGUUGAGAACCUGUAUAACUCACUGGGAUGGGAGGACGAUCCAGUCAAUGACCCACAUCUUACUCAGUAUAACCGAAUCAACGCCGUUGGAACUUCAUGUAGAUAUCGCAACCAAGAUUGUCUAGACUACGCCUCAGAUCUAUAUCACAUGUACAUGGAAAACGAUGCUAAUAAUACUGCAAACCUACCUGAUUAUGAAAUCAACCCCAUUACACCUAACCUGAAGACGACUGUCUACUGCUAUGGAAUCCAAGAAGGUGGCCAAGAAGAAUGGGAUUUCGGCUGGAAGAAAUACGGAGACACUAAUGAUGCAGCUGAACAAAAUAAAUGGCUCUAUGCCUUGGCUUGUUCACAAUCACCAUGGAUUCUAAGCAGAUACCUGGAUUAUUCUCUUGAUCAAAAUUAUCUUCGAAAGCAAGAUUCAUCUUACGUCAUAAGAUACGUGUCACAGAACUACAUAGGCCGUUCGUUAGCAUGGGACUUCCUCCGAAACGAAUGGGACACAGUAUACGAUUAUUACGGCGGAAGUUCGUUUUCGUUCAGUAAUAUAAUUGCUGACGUUACAGCAGACUUCAACACCGAGCUCGAACUACAAGAGCUGAGGGAUUUCGCCGCAGACGGUAAGGAUUUCGGAUCUGCAGCAAGGACAUAUGAACAGGCUAUUGAGAAGACAGAAGCAAAUAUCGCUUGGAUGAAUAAUAAUGCUAUGGAUGUAGCAAAUUGGUUCGAGGGAGCCGCACCCAUGAUUGGAAUGUAAAGGCAGACCACGCCCAAAUUACCAUUCCCCGAUCGAUGAGGGCGUCAACCCCCGGUAUACCAUCAUGACUACCACUGAUAUGAUAUCAUCAUCGUCAGAAUUAUCAUCUCCAGUUCUAUCGCCCGUUGUAAUGUCUAGAGGAGUUUUAUCGGAGGAUUUGUCAAGCUCAGAUAUGUCAGAGACAUUUCCCCUCUCUAAAUACAUGGAUAUUAAGCAAUCCGAUACACCCCUUUUCUCCCAAUGAAAGACGAAAAUUCAUAAAGUUAGUUGUUUUUAAAGUGGAUUAUAAAGAUCUGUGCGGUUUCUUUUUUAGGAUUGGUGAACCCACUUCUGCAUAACAUGUCUCCACACCAAUUAAUAUAUUUGUUUUUUUCCUUUUAACACUGUAGCAAUUUCUAAACGUUUGUAUUCAUAACAAUUUUAUUCUAAAUUCCUCAAUUUUACCGAGUUACCACCCUUAGCAUCCAUAUUUUGAAGAAAAGAAAGCGAACGCUGUAUUUUUAGAUAUUUUGUUUCCUUUUUCACAACAAACAACAACACCAAAACAAAUGCUACAUGUUUGCGAAACCGUACCAGUAUUUCGCGAAUAAGAAAUAAGAGUCUUUUUGUUGGUCGUCAAUGUCUUAAUUUAGUGUUCUGUGUCAGAAUGUAACAAAAUAUUGUGAAAUAUUCAGAUUGUAUAUCAAAUUACUUGAACUCGUAGUUUGUCUGAGACCACUGGUGUUUUUUUUCUUAUACUUUGUCUUCUUUUCUUUUAUGAUUCACGUUCCUAUUUUUCCCAAUAUUUUCAUGGGCCAAAGUGCUUUUGCUGUUUAUUUUUUAUUAGUAGUAUGUUUUUUCAUCUAGUUAGAAAUAAUAAAGACAUACAUUUCAGGAAUGUAUUUUCACAUGUGUUUGAUUGUAAUACAUAAGUAGUUUAUAUAACAGAAUCAUUUUGGAAAAAAACUAAAUGAGUGAUAAUGUUAUUGAUAUCCAUUGAAGAUAUCAUGUAUUCUUUGUGGCAUGCAUAUUCAAUAUUUCUGAUACGAAAAAGAGCCUUUGUUGUAAUGACAAAGGGAAUUUGAAUAAGAUAUAACCUCGUCUAUUGGCGCUACAGACUUGUGUGUACAUAAUGGAUAUAUUAUGCGAGAGAAUUGUAUUUUCAUCUUUAUCAUAAUAGAAUUUAAUUGUAUAGAAAAAAAUGUUUGUGAUCUUGGUAUAAGUAAUACAAACUAUAAUUUCUGAUAUAAAUCUAAACCAAAUACAACCAAAGCAAAAACUGUCAAAAUCAAGACGAAACAAUGCCAGUGAGUUGUUUUCAUGAUACUCAAUAAAGGAAUUGUGCUUUGGUUUUUCAAUCGUCUUUGAAAGCCGCUGUUAACUACGAUCAAGGCAACUCUUAAAGUCCGAGUCUUAGAGAAGAAAUGGGUCAUUGUAUAAGACGUCAGGAUAUGAAUUUAUAUCCGUUACACAAUUUAUUAUUUUAAGAAUGAUAACCGAUCUCAGUGUAAUUAGAUCUUCCAAUAUAAUCAACCAGAACAAAAUCAAAAUCAAAUAAAAAUCGAAGACAAGUUCAUCACUGUUUAUAGGAAGAUUUCGUGAAGCGAUUAGAAUUUUUAAAUCCAAUUACGAUGCUGAAUUCCCUCAGAAACAAAUCUAAUACAUUAUUCAAUUUCUGGUCAUCGAAAUGGUUCAUAUUUGACUGUUCAUGUCUGCUGAUGAUAUUAUGGAAAAAGAAAUCGGGUCGUAGUUACAUCGUUAAGCGUGCACUUGACUAGAAAUUAUUAAAUACUUAGUAAUUGUCUGUAAAUAAAUUUAUGUUUUUUUACCAGACAUAAUGUACGUUUUUCAUUUACAAAUAUAUGUAUAUAACUCGAGAAAUUUCUUGUCCAUGUCCACGCUGGGCGUGUAUUAGCUAGGAGUUGUCAUCGAUUUCAUAUUUAGAACCAAUAUUUUAUUGAAGUGAUUGAACUGUAUACGAUGCUUACUGUUUUGAGAUACUAAAAUGAUGGUUAUUCAUGAAAAAUGACACAUGAUGAUGCCGCGCUCUAUUAAUAUUUCAUUUUGUUUGGUCGACCCCAAAAAGAGGCAUAUACGUUAUUCGCUUAUUUACAUCAAGACAUUGUUUGUGAUGUCAUUUCAACAAAAGACACUUCUUCUUUUACCGCCAUCUCCCCUUUUCUGAUACUAUCACCUUCAAAGAUCAUUUUGGAAUAUUUUUCGUCAUCAAUACAAUUAGGCUUACAUGUUCAUGUGAAAGUACGAGUUUAUUUUGGAAAUGGUAUAAGUCUAUAUACCACCAUGUUCAUUUCAUGCAGUCUACUAGUCGAAUACAAACUUGCAUUAAAAAUGCACUUCAAAUCACUGAUUACUUAGAAAUUUUAUUGAUUACCGGAUGUUCCUAAAUGUUAUUGUUAUCUCAGAGAUUUCUUACACUCAGUCUUUUAGAAAUAGUAUAGAAUAGCUGACGUUUCAAACGCAAUAUACAUAAUGUUUAGUACUUGUAUAUUCCGAAAGAUUUGAAUGUAUUUGAUUGCCAUUGUCAUUCAACUACCUUGUGUAUUUUCAAAUCAACUAUAUAUAUAUAGAUAAAUUCAAAGAAAGUCGCUAUCACCAUUGAUUUUUUUUUCAGUAAAAUGUGCACAUUUUUGAAUUUGUAUGAAGAUAUUUGAAUUGAUCAUUAUUACGAGGUAUCAAGUGAUGUAUUUAUAAUGAUUGUGUUAUGAACUAUGUUGAUUUUUAUUGAAUAAAAUAUA